Messenger RNA from Leguminivora glycinivorella, 1793 nucleotides. RefSeq names its product UDP-glucosyltransferase 2-like. The transcript has 9 exons. The record is from RefSeq and is a predicted model, not a curated record. Gene Ontology annotation, molecular function: UDP-glycosyltransferase activity. The coding region runs from base 157 to 1698 and encodes 513 amino acids. Lineage: Eukaryota; Metazoa; Arthropoda; Insecta; Lepidoptera; Tortricidae.
CAGGUCAGGUACCUCUGUUUACUCGUGAUAUGAUAGUGAAAGCCAGUUAUACUUGUCUUGUCAUGGCUAUUAAAAGUUUUGUUUGUGUGGCGAUGUCAGUCGCCGGUCAUCUGCGUCUGGAGCUUGGCGUGUGUGAGAAAUUAGUUGACCGUGACCAUGAGGGCGCUAGCAGUGCUGGCGACGCUGGCGCUAGCGUGUGACGCUUACCGUGUGCUGGUCGUGUUUCCCAUACCCACGACAAGCCAUGUGAAUCUGGGCCACGGCUUUGUGACGCACCUGCUGCGGGCUGGCCAUCAGGUGACGUACAUAACUCCAGCUCCUGUUAAGGAUCCGUCAAAGAAUUUGCGUCAAAUCGACGUGUCCUCCAACUUUGACCUUUUUCCGACAGGUGACAUUUUAAAUCUGACGAAGCUGAUGAACAAGGAAGUGCCAGCCUUCGACACGGCGGCGGUACUGCAGCUCAUCAUUGGGGUGGCCGAUGGAACCCUGAUGAAUGAACGCGUUCAAAGCCUGCUACACAACGUGAAGGAGGAAUUCGACGUGGUCAUAGCAGAGUGGAUGUUCACGGAGUCUUAUAGCGGGCUAGCCCCCGUGUUCGGUUGCCCGUUGAUCUGGUCAUCCUCCAUGGAGCCUCACGCUAUGGUGCUGACUCUCAUGGACGUAGACCCGAACCCCGCGUACGUCGCGGAUUACAGCUCCACCAUGGCACCGCCUUUCGACUUUCGACAGCGAGUUCUUGGACUUUGGAAACUCUUCUCGGCCAAGUAUUACAAAUGGUUGUCGUCACCACAAGAAGCUUCGAUAUAUGAGAAAGCCUUCUCGUCCGCAGCGGCCGCCAGGGGUCGCCAACUGCCUUCGUUCGACACGGCCAUCUACAACGGGAGUCUGAUGUUCGGCAACUCGCAUGUGUCAGCUGGAAUCGCGUACAGUCUGCCGCAGAGCUACAUACCUAUUGCUGGGUACCACAUCGGAGAGACUGUCAAACCUUUACCUAAGGACCUCCAAACCCUGAUGGACAACGCGAAGCACGGAGUGAUCUACUUCAGCAUGGGCUCCGUGCUGAGCAGCAAGAGCCUGUCCGCGGAGCUGCAGCGCGCCCUCCUGGCCACGUUCGGUCGCCUGCAGCAGACGGUCCUGUGGAAACUGGAGGAGGCGCCUGGGAACUUGCCGGAAAAUGUUCAUUUAAUCGGAUUUGCUCCACAGCAAAGCAUAUUAAAUCACCCUAACUGCGUCCUCUUCAUCACUCACGGCGGGCUACUGUCCAACACAGAGGCGCUCCACUUUGGCGUUCCUAUAAUCGGGAUCCCCGUCUUCGCUGACCAGUUCCUCAAUAUCGACAGGGCUGUGAGCAAAGGCUAUGCGAAGAGAGUGGACUUUGACCACAACUUUCCGGAGAAGUUGGGAGAGGCUAUUGCAGACAUUCUUGGAAACACAAGGUACCGUGACCGAGUGAAGGAGCUCUCGUUCGUGUACCACCACCGGCAGUCCCCGCCCGGUCAGACCCUGGUGCACUGGGUGGAGCACGUGGUGCGCACGCGCGGCGCGCCGCAUCUGCGCUCUCCUGCACUCCUGGUGCCCUGGUACCUGAAAAUGUACCUCGAUCUGUUGAGCCUUGUGUUUGUAGUUGUUUUAUUAAGUAUUUUUGUUGUAAGACGAUUAAUGCCGACGAAGAUUGAUGUGAAGAAGAAGAAUAGAUGAUUUAUUCUUGUUAAAUUGUUAAAAUUUAUAAUAUACUCGAUUUUUAAUAAUGUAGAUGGCGCUACAGCGUCAUUAUCAAUAUUCACUACCAAUUC